AUGCAGAGCGUGCCGAGCGAGACGACGCUCAACUCGGAGCCAUAUAAGAGCAAGGACAACAUGACGAUGGGACGGAACGAAAAGUCCACGGAGUUUUCUGACAACUCGGAUGCGUCAAACAUCAAGGAGGAAUACAUGGAGCAGAAGGAAGAAUUCGAAAAAAAAAUGUGUGGAACGAUGAACGAUAAGUUAAACCUAUACGACAAUAUCGUAAGCGAGAUAAAGGAGCUCUACAAUGGAAACAUAGUUAUGAACAAUAAAGGAGUGGACCGCCUGAACAUCCGAAAUGUAGCCAAGGGAUUGUUCCUCAGUAUUAAUAAGACUAUUUCAAAGAAGGUGCGUGUUUUAGUCAUAGGAAAUUCCUCAUCAGGGAAAAGCACAUUCAUUAAUUGGUUUUUACAAGAAAACAUUCAGAAGACAGGGUACGAAUUUGAGACAAAUCAUUUUACAUUGAUCACCAGUGGGAACUAUUACUCCGAGUUCAACGGAGAGGUAACGAUUAAAUCGUUUGACUUCCUAAAGCAGAUUGCCACACGAAAUAGAAACUUUAAAAAUAAUUUAUGCACAAAAAUGUACGUAAGUAAAAAUGUGGAAACAAAAAAUAUCGAUUUUAUUGAUACACCAGGGCUGAAAGAUAUUAUGGACAAAAUCGAUUUUGAUAUUAAUAGCAUCAUUUAUGAUUUGGCUGAUUAUGUCGAUAUCAUUUUGGUUUUCUUUGACUCUUCCGGGAAGUCACUAAGUAAUCGAUUACUCCUUAUCAUUAAAGAGAUUUAUGAAAAACAUAUAGAGAAAAUAUUAUUUAUUUUUUCCAAAAUUGAUGAAAUAAAACAUGAACAAGACAGGAUAAAGUUGCUGUGCCAGACGACUCAGUGUCUGGCGAGUAAAAUAAACAUACGAUACAAUAUCGAUUUGGUCCCUAUUUAUAUUUAUGGGGCUAAGAAUGGGAGAUACCUCUUUGAGGGCGCGAGAAAUGAUGACGAUCUCUGCAUUGUCAACCGGAUGGGUGACAUCAUUUAUGAGAUCAAGAAACUUUUUUUCAAAAAAUUGGAGAAGGACCUCUACUGCCUCGUCAGCGACUGCGACUGUAUUAUUAAUAAGAUUCUGGACAUCUUGAAGACGGACGGGGAGAGGCGCGUCCACAAGUCAGCCCUCAGGCGCGAGCGCAUAAAACACACCAUCAUCCAGGUGUUCACCCUCGUUGCGUUUCUAUUCUUUCUCUGCACGCAUCUCUCCGUGCACACCUACUACAAGGACGUCCUGCUGAGAUACGUUGACGUGUCGACAAAUCGCUUUUACAAAAAUUAUGUCAUAAACACGGGAAUCCUUCUUAACAGUUGGGAAAACUCCUACCUGAUGAUCAACAUGGCCCUGGUCUUCUUCUUCCUCCUGAGCGGGAUCAUGAAGAAGAAGUUCACCAAGAAUAUCAAAAUUCUGCACGUGUCAAGCAAGGAGAUACUCAGGGAACAACUCACCUUUGCCAAGUUCGCCAAAGACAGGGGGAAGUACUUGGCCAAGACCUUCUACGAGUUGAAGCAGAGUUGA
Messenger RNA from Plasmodium inui San Antonio 1, 1542 nucleotides. RefSeq lists its product as hypothetical. The transcript has 5 exons. Gene Ontology annotation, molecular function: GTPase activity. The record is from RefSeq and is a predicted model, not a curated record. Bases 1 to 1542 code for a protein of 513 amino acids. NCBI's taxonomy places the organism in Eukaryota, Apicomplexa, Aconoidasida, Haemosporida, Plasmodiidae.